AUUAGAAUGCGACUCAAUGGAUACGGCUUGACUGUCAAGUGUACGAAUAUUCAGGCAAACACUUGCUACGAAUGCGCUCGGCAGCGUUUUGAGGGAACGUGCGAUGUUGUGUCCGACGACGAGGGCCUGGACAUCACGCGUAGACCGUAUCGAACUUCCACGAAGGGCGCCGGGCAGAAUAUGAACUCAGAGUCUCUAUGGCAGCGUUGUAUAUUACUAUGAUGAAAGAUGCCAAUUCUUAAGGAGCAGUGUUUCUGUUGAAGUGGUUCUGGCUCAAGAGGCCUCCUAAAGCACAAUGAGGGCCAUUGUAUCAUUCAUACUGAUCACACUGCUAUGUGGCAUAAGCAUAGCCUCUGUCAAUACCGUUGUAUGUGCCAGUAGAAAGAAGAAUGUUGAAAAUUUAUCCUUGAAACAGAACUCAGCAGCUGUACCUGAAGAUAUAUCCAUUGAUCAUAAUGUAUAUGAAGAUAUCGGAUUUGAGAUAUGUAAUAAUUUCUGUCAUGCCUUAUGGCAAGAAGAUAAAACUGUAAAUGGCACUGAAAUUACAAUAUUGUCUCAAGGUUGUUGGAAACAGUCUGGUGAACAGAAAUGUCAAAAUACAGAAUGCGUUGCACUUCAGAGAUCCACAAAAGCUUUGAACAAUACGAAAUUUUGUUGCUGUCAUGGGAAUUAUUGUAAUCUUAACAUUACCAGUUCCAAUCUUGACUAUCCAGACAAAAUAUUCAGUCCUCCUUCGCAAAAGUAUCGACCAACUACAGAAUAUCUGGAACAGUCAAACUCCGAACAACGGGUGUUAAUUAUAGCGAGCGUUAUUAUAUGUCCACUACUAGUGAUAUUUGUUAUAGUCAUAGUUCUAUACAAAAUAUAUCGCAGCAAAAUUUUAGCAAGUUUAGGAAAGCCGUUAUCUUAUAAUGAUCAGUUUAUGGACAGUACAGCGUUAAGAACUGGUACUUAUACAGUCGAUCACUUGAAACUUGCGACUAUCGUAGGUCAAGGAAGAUAUGGCUCAGUUUGGCAGGGCAGUAUGGGAGACCAAGAUGUCGCAGUUAAAAUAUAUCCCUCGCAUUAUCGUAAUUAUUUUCAAAAUGAAAGAGAUACUUACUGCUUGCCUUUUAUGGAGCAUCCAUCAUUGUUAAGCUAUUAUGGUGUGGAUGAGAGAAUAAGCAUGGAAUGCAGCGUUGAAUACCUUCUGGUAUUGAGUUUCGCUCCAGGUGGUACUUUAACAGAUUUCUUACGAACACACACCAUUGACUGGAGCACAUUCUGUAAAAUGAGUCUUUCCAUAGUUAAGGGACUUGCUUACUUGCACACAGAUAUACGCAAAGGCGAUAAGUUUAAGCCGUGCAUCGCACAUAGAGAUAUAAAUUCAAGGAAUAUAUUAAUCAAAGCUGAUGGUACUUGCUGUAUUUGCGAUUUGGGAUUAGCAGUUCAGAUUUCUGGCUCGAAAUAUUAUUCUAACGGAGAGGAGCAGCAUGCUGAACUAAAAUCAAUCAAUGACGUGGGCACUCUGCGAUACAUGGCGCCAGAAGUGUUGGAAGGCGCUGUUAAUUUGCGCGAUUGUGAAAGUUCUUUGAAACAAAUAGACGUUUAUGCAAUGGGAUUGGUCCUCUGGGAAUUGGUCACGAGAUGUUCUGACAUUUAUAUUCCUGGAUCGGAAGUACCACAAUAUAAACAGCCGUACGAGAAUGAAAUAGGACUUCAUCCGACGUUCGAACAGAUGCAGGUCUUGGUAUCGCGCAACAAAGCUAGACCUCUCUUAGAGGGUAAUUUAGUAGAUAGACCAGGAGUGCGUUUGAUCAGAGAGACUAUGGAAGAUUGCUGGGAUGCCGAUGCCGAAGCGCGUUUAACCGCUUUAUGUAUAGAGGAACGUCUUUCAGAAUUACAGUCUCAUCGUGUGACAAUGCACUUUAUCGAUGGAAGUCCGAUGGUUAAUUCCCAUUGCACCUUAGUGCCUUCAACGACGAACAGUCUUUAUAGCGAAUCGUCGCAUCACGACAAUGUACAUGUUGUACAACUCGCAUUGAAUAUGAUACAAGAUGGUAACGCUAAUGAAAAUGCGAUAGCUGAAAACUUGGUUACAUUAUCGCCGUCUGACAGUGUCGUUCAUGAACACAGUUUCAAAAAUUCCAACGAGAUAGCAACGUAUAAUCACACUCAGACGCUGCAGCCGUAUCAGGGCAGGAAUCCGUGUAUGGAGAGAAACUUGAUGUUGCAAUCGGAUUCCUUGGAGGAUCUAAGCUGCAACGGUAACGUUCUCGUUGACAAAUCGCUGAAGCACGCGUGCAACGAUCAGUAUAGGACCGCCACGGAGGCGCAAGGUCUGGUCUCGCAUGAUUACUUAAGUCAGCACACAACGCAAUUAACGCAGCUCAGGCCGGCGACGCCUAUACCGUACGUGCAGAACGUCAUCUCCGACGAAGGGACACCUUCGUACGGCAAACGAAAGCAGACGAACAUACAGGACUCGUCGCUUCAAGAGAGCCCGCGGAAGAAAUUGUUCGCCUGGCCCAACUUGAAGAAGUUGCUCAUCAACAAGAAGAUGUAUCCGUACAGCAGAUACCAAAUAGACCGGGAGGACUCCAAAUCGAAUCUGUUAACGAAGCAAAACAUCCAGAUUAAAACCGUCGAAACGAACGUGACGAUCUCGCCGGGAGGCAAGUACGUGAACGGUAUCAUCGGCAAGACCUCCACCUCGGCCGUGCCAGUGGAGAAGAACGACAAGAAUGCCGCGCAGACGGGCAAACAGAAGCAAUACGAGAACGACAACGCGACAUCGAACGUGCGUCCCUCCACCUUGCCGCUCGUGAGCUUGAGAAAUAAAAAGCGAGAGAACAAUCUCAGCAGGCAGCAGAGCAUCGACAAGUUCAACGAGGUAUUCAACGUUGGCUCGAACGUGAACAACGUGCUGAAGGAUCCGCAUAUGAGAAUAAAAACGCCUGGCGAUCUGCCGCCGUCAGUCAGGAAGAUACGCGGUCGUGCACAGUCAACGGCGAGAUUUUCUCUGUAUGACGAUCGUAUGAUGUGCAAUAUCCUUAAUGAGGAGGACGAUCGUAACGACAAGGCCAUUUGGAAUUCUGUGCCAUUCGGUAUGGAUUUCGGUGAUAACGACGGGAAGCAUUCACCAACGAAACUCGGUACCAAAAAUGUUACGUGCUUUUAAUCAGAUAUAAUACUAUAACGUGUUUGUAAAGUCCUUUAUGUCUGUAUAAUUUAGUCAGGAGGAGAGAAAAACCGGCUGUAGAAUAUCUUCAGCUUAAAUUUUUUAUGUACAGAACACUUGUGUAUAAGAAUAAGUAAGGAUUUUGUACUCAAUGCAAAUAUACAUUAUUGCCACACUACGGAUGAGAUAACAAUGAAAUAGAGAAGAAAAAACAGAGAUAAAACGGAGUAUACUAAAAAAAAAGAGAGGGUGAGAAAACGGUCGAUAUUCUGAGGAUAAACUGUACGGGACAUGUAAUAACUCAUGAUACACGAUUGAUUUGUCAGGUUAUAUUUAAUAACAUUUGUGCAUCACGAAUGCUUUUGAUAAAGUAAACGAUUGAGUAUGAUUAGCGCACGUAACGAUUUUAGAUAGAAAAUAGAAAAUCAAAUCUCGACUUUCAAUCCAUACGCACUGGACCGCAAGAGAUGGAUUCAUUCAUCGUUACUCUACUUUUUCAUCUCAUCUAUGUGUUACAUGUGAAUCGUCUUCUUUGUAGUCGAUGUUUCUUUCAAUUUGAUAUCUAUAGCGUUUAGUGGAUUCAGUAUAAUUGACAAACAUGGACAAUCAAUGUUAACAUUUACACCACGUCGUGAAAAUACUGUUAACAAUCUCGAUGUGUAUAUUCGUCUUUUACUUUCUUCACAGCAUUUAAAAAACAUAAUCUCUAUAUGUAAUGUAAAACAACAAAUCUCUCUUAAUGUUAAAAUUUAUAGAAUAUUCUCAAUUUGAUAUUAUUAGCUCAAAGAACUGUACAAGCUGGCGACGAACUAUACAUUCAAUCUUUUUAUUAUUAAUUUUAUACAUUCUCAAAUUUUACUCUUCCUGUAUAUAUUUACUUCUUAUGUGAAGUAUAAUUUAAGUUUUUAAACGAAUUUUGCAACAUUUUUGUUUAUCAAUAUGCAACGAUAUUUAUCAGAUAUACGACUCUAUAAUUAAUACAAAGCCAUUAUUAAUAUAGACGCGAUUGUAAUUAUAAGAUAGAGAUAGUAAAAAGUUAUAUUUGAGCACAAAGUAUAAUUGUAUCGAGUUAUAUGAAAAUGAUUUUUCCUGACCCUGCGAGCUCAGUGUAAAUAUAUGUGUACUGUAAAAAGAACUUAUUCAAAUGCGUUAAACAUGCUUGUUAUGUUAUGUUGGAAGUAUCGUAAGUUCUUAUGUUAUACAGUUUGCGAUACUUUAUCGUGCAACAUGUUAUAGAUAAAAUUAAGAUAAAUAUGAUCAUGCAACUUAUAAUAAAAUUUGUUUUCCGUCGAAACUUUUCGUCCCUUUAUUUAAAGUUAAGUAAUUAAAUAUUAUAGAAAAGGACUUGCGUAAUGAAUUGAAAUUCUCCUGGCCGUAUUUUUU
Dinoponera quadriceps is the source of this 4543-nucleotide messenger RNA. RefSeq names its product bone morphogenetic protein receptor type-2 (gene wit). Gene Ontology annotation, biological process: cellular response to growth factor stimulus; BMP signaling pathway; protein phosphorylation. The record is from RefSeq and is a predicted model, not a curated record. Gene Ontology annotation, molecular function: transforming growth factor beta receptor activity; ATP binding. The transcript has 12 exons. The coding region runs from base 296 to 3160 and encodes 954 amino acids. Gene Ontology annotation, cellular component: plasma membrane; signaling receptor complex. NCBI's taxonomy places the organism in Eukaryota, Metazoa, Arthropoda, Insecta, Hymenoptera, Formicidae.